This is a messenger RNA of Numida meleagris (helmeted guineafowl), 3488 nucleotides long. RefSeq names its product ORAI calcium release-activated calcium modulator 1 (gene ORAI1). NCBI's taxonomy places the organism in Eukaryota, Metazoa, Chordata, Aves, Galliformes, Numididae. Gene Ontology annotation, cellular component: membrane. Gene Ontology annotation, molecular function: store-operated calcium channel activity. Gene Ontology annotation, biological process: store-operated calcium entry. The transcript is spliced from 2 exons. Bases 170 to 850 code for a protein of 226 amino acids. The record is from RefSeq and is a predicted model, not a curated record.
AGACUCGGAGCAGCGGGCGGCAGGCGCGGCCCCAGCACCGGCAGCAGCGCCGGGCGCCAUGGGGUGUUAGCCGCGCAGCUGGUGCCCUCGCUCUGCCGCCGGAAGGAGCCGCCGCCGCCGCGUGCCGCCCGCUCCGCUCCUCCGCCCGCUCCUCUGCCGCCCGGAGCCCAUGAGCCUGAACGAGCACUCGAUGCAGGCGCUGUCCUGGCGGAAGCUCUACCUGAGCCGCGCCAAGCUGAAGGCUUCCAGCCGCACCUCCGCGCUGCUCUCCGGCUUCGCCAUGGUGGCCAUGGUAGAGGUUCAGCUUGAUUCAGAGCACGACUACCCACGAGGUCUCUUGAUAGCCUUCAGUGCCUGUACUACUGUCCUUGUUGCAGUUCACCUUUUUGCUCUCAUGAUAAGUACCUGCAUUCUUCCAAAUAUAGAGGCCGUUAGCAACGUGCAUAAUCUCAACUCUGUAAAGGAAUCUCCUCAUGAGCGUAUGCAUCGGCACAUUGAGCUUGCCUGGGCAUUUUCUACUGUCAUUGGGACUUUGCUCUUUCUUGCAGAGGUGGUAUUGCUGUGCUGGGUGAAGUUUCUUCCCCUGAAGAAGAACCCCGUUGACCCAGCUCAGAGCAGCAAUUCUAGCAUCACGUCAGGACAGGCAGCAGCCAUUGCAUCGACGUCAAUCAUGGUUCCCUUUGGACUGAUCUUCAUUGUCUUUGCAGUCCACUUCUACAGGUCGCUGGUGAGCCAUAAAACAGAUAGGCAAUUUCAGGAACUGAAUGAACUUGCUGAAUUUGCACGGCUCCAGGAUCAGCUGGAUCACAGAGGUGAUGCCAUCUCCCCAGCUGUUACCCAUUUUGCAUAAACCUGUACUUAAAGCAAAUAAACCCACCGUUCUGCUCCUGCCUUAUGUUGACUCUCCUGUGCAUGAACUGUUCAAACUGUUGAUUUUAUUUUCAAUGGAAGCUUAUAAAUGUUUGGAAAAAAAAAAAAAAAGUUCUCAUCAUGCCAUGGCUAGCUGGCACCAGAAGGAAUGGAUGGCUGGGUAUGUGUGUGCCGCACACGCAUCCCUCUUGUGAGCACUCUGGUUUGCUUCUUGUUCGCGCUGAAUGGUGGCUGCACAAACGUAAGGAGAGUAAUGCUGUAAAUCUGGGUGUUAGGAAUGGACAGAGAAGCUUUUCCUCUUUAUUUAAUGUUGGCAUUUACUAGAAGAUACUGCUUGUCUAGUCCAUGUUGCAUGGCAUGAUACAAAUUACUUGGGAUAUGCAGCAAUUAGCACUUGGUUUCGGUGCUAGCGCUGUUCUCGCUCUCAGCCUGACAGAUGGUAGAAGGGAAAGCUCUCCCACCACUUUCCCCAGUGUGUUUUGCUGCCAAGUAAUUAUUACGUCAGUGACUUCUCCUGCACCCUUUCCCGUGGCAGUUACGCGUUGUAUAACUCACUGAACACCCAGGACUAGUUCUGCUGCGAUGUGGGGUGGCCACAGGAGUAGGAAUGAGACUACUAUGCUCUUCUUUGGAAGAAAAUAAAAGCAAUAACUGUUUUAAAGUUCUUACAAGCUGGCACGUAUUAUCUGGAGAGAUAGAACUGCCUCUUUUCCAUUUAGGAAUCUUUUUUUAAAAAGAAGGAACUAAAUGGAAAUUAUCACUGGAUAUUUUUUUUUGCUUGAAAAUCAGAACCACUGCUGUUUUUUCCAAGUCAAAGUAGCAAUUAUUUUAUACUUUUAUAUUAAAAAAUAUUUUUAAUAAAUCCUCAGAUACAAGCAGCAAAAGGUGCUUUCUCUGCAUUCAGUUCCCAAGUAAUUAGCUAUGCCUUGGUCUUCUUUGUUUAGAAAGUCUUCUGCUUGCUGAAGUGUUGUCUGUAAUAACUUCUUAGACAUCUUUUGCUUCCAGAGGAUCUGGAAGGCUACUUUUAUCUCUGUAUAUUUAUUUAUGAAAGAUUAUUUGUAACUAAUAUUGCUGCUUACUUUCAGAGAUGCAUCUAUGCUAGUGAGGCUGUGGUGGCAUUUUUUUGUUUCUUCCUUAAGCGAGAACUUCCCUUGGGCCUCUUAGGUAAGAGGUUUGGCCAAGAAAGAUGCAGCAGUAGUGCUGGGCUGCUGCAGUAAUUCCAGCUGUGUCUGUAAGUGGAUUUUCUUUGGAAUGCAGUUGUUGUGCAGAGAAACUUUGGUUUGUAAUGGGUAAAAGCCAUUUUUGAACACAAACUGAGAUGGGUUUCAAAUCUAAUGGAACAAACCUUUACCUCCUACUGUAGCUAUCACUGUGGUAUUGUUACCACUGUAACAAACUGUGGUAUUUUUUUUUUUCUUUUAAUCAGACUGGUGAAUAUGACAGCACAGGGAACUGUACCUGAGUGAGCCUAGGCUGACUGUGAUCUCUUACACCCAGCCUCCAUCUCAGGUUAUCCUGAUGUAUUUUCAGUCUGUGGGAUGUGGAAGGUGUUGGCAGUGCUACCCGUGGUGCAUCUGUGUUCUGAAAAACAGCCAUUAACAAAGGACCUGGUGUUUUUUCAGCAGGUUUCUUGGAGUAUCCUCUGCCCACUGGCAGAAACCAGUUUCCCACAUGCCAACUUCCUGAGGCCUCCUGGUGUACAGAGCCUGGCAGGAUUUUCUCUAGCUCUGCCAUUACGGUGUGUUUCAGGUAUAGGUAUUCUUGUACUGGUGUCAAUGUGUUCCUGGUGAGAACUGUGGCUACGAUUCCUCACACAUUUGUUCAUGGAGCACGGUAAAGAUUACGAUAGUAAAGGCAGUGAGGAAAACAGCAUUCCAAACCUCAGUAACUUUAAGGCAGACACAAUGUGUAUUUUCCCAUCUUUCAGAGGAAUACCAGUCCCAUCUUAGGAGAGGAGAUUCUUAAAAGCAUCAGUAAAGGAAGCAGAUUUGGCUUGAUAUACAUUCUGGAAUAAAUGGUCCAAAGGGUGCUGCAGGGCUGAAAAAUUAUGCAUCUGUCUGUAAAUGAUGUAUUUAAAACUCUUAACAUUAUUUUGAAUGUAAGUCCAGAAAAUAUAUUAUCUGAGCUUAUUUUGUAAAGUUAUUUGCUGUUCUUGAUAAGUUUCUGGAUUUCUUUUUAUCUCGUGGAUCUUUUACAAAAUGAAAUGAAAGUGUUUUGUUAAGGAAAUAUAAAAUUACAAGCUUAUUUUUUAACUUUCUCAAGCCAGUAGGUCCUAACCUGUCGGAGCUGUUAGCUCCAGCCAUUUUACUGACUAUUUGCUGCACUUUAAUCUCUGAUAUCAAGUGUGUUUCUCUCAUUUUCCAGCUGUGGAAAUGGUCGUGAAAGUUGUACCUGGGCCAUGGUCUCAUAACUGUGUGCCAGAGGCAGUAACCAGGCCCCAUCGUGUGGCUCUAGAUGUUAAGAGUGCACUUGAGUUUGGUUUUUAUUCUUUAUUUAUACUAAUGGUAUUUCAUGUUUACCUCAAGCAUUUUAAAUGUCAGUUAUUGUAUAUCAAUUAUUUAGAUAUAAAAUAACUUCAGAUAAUGAAAUAAAAUAUACUCAGUUGUUGCUGAUUGUUA